CGCCCACACUUCACGUUAUUGAAGGAAGAAGAAUUUGCUGCAGUCCCUCGUAUUUUGCAUUUUGCAAGAAUCUUUCCCCGUGUUUAGAAAGAAAUUAAGUGUUGCUUAAUUGGACUAGCCUGUGUUGAGAGCCCCCGACGGGAGGGAAUAUAUAGAGGUACCUUCACUCAGCAUCAGUGGAACAUGGACAGCGAGGGCAGAAAGGUUGUCGUCUGUGACAAUGGCACAGGGUUUGUCAAGUGUGGCUUCGCUGGCUCCAACUUCCCCGAGCACAUCUUCCCUGCGUUGGUGGGUCGGCCCGUCAUUCGUUCAAACACCAAGGUCGGAAACAUGGAGAUUAAGGACUUGAUGGUGGGUGAUGAGGCCAGUGAGUGUCGCUCCAUGCUGGAGGUGUCCUACCCCAUGGACAACGGCAUCGUGCGCUCCUGGGAAGACAUGCUUCACCUGUGGGACUACACCUUCGGCCCUGGGCGCCUCAAUAUCAGCCCCCCAGACUGCAAGGUGCUGCUGACGGAACCGCCCAUGAACCCCACUAAGAACCGGGAGAAGAUUGCUGAGGUCAUGUUCGAGACCUACCAGUUCCACGGCAUCUAUGUAGCUAUCCAAGCCGUGCUCACACUCUAUGCCCAGGGGUUGCUAACGGGUGUGGUUGUGGAUUCGGGUGACGGUGUGACCCACAUCUGUCCCGUGUACGAGGGCUUCUCUCUCCCGCAUCUCACGCGCAGGCUGGACAUCGCAGGGCGUGACAUCACACGCUACCUCAUCAAGCUGCUGUUGCUGCGCGGCUAUGUCUUCAACCAGUCGGCGGACUUUGAGACGGUCCGCAUGAUGAAGGAGGAACUAUGCUACGUGGGAUACAACAUAGAACAGGAGCAGAGACUGGCCACAGAGACCACUGUGCUAGUGGAGUCAUACAUACUCCCUGACGGUCGUCAGGUGAUGGUGGGAGGGGAGCGGUUCGGGGCCCCUGAGGCCCUCUUCCAGCCCCACCUCAUCAAUGUAGAGGGAGCCGGCGUGGCUGAGCUGCUGUUCAACACCAUCCAGGCUGCUGACAUAGAUCUCAGGUCUGACUUCUACAAGCACAUUGUGCUGUCUGGAGGCACCACCAUGUACCCCGGCCUUCCCUCCAGACUGGAGAGAGAGAUAAAACAGCUCUACCUGGAGAGGGUGCUGCAGGGGGACACUGAGAAGCUCUCUAAGUUUAAGAUCCGCAUUGAGGACCCUCCACGGCGUAAACACAUGGUGUUCAUGGGUGGCGCAGUGCUGGCUAACAUCAUGAAGGACAAGGAGUCCUUCUGGUUGAGCCGGGCUGAGUACCUGGAGAAAGGCCUAAGGGUUCUGGACAAACUGGGAGGAGGCGUGAGAUAAAGGUGAAAUAGGGGUUAGGUAGGGUCUCACACAGACGAGGUCUGGGGGUGCCGGACAAACUGGGGCGCGGCAAUAGAUAGAAGUGCUCGGUCGUAUUGACUUGGCACAAAUGGAAGAAAACGCUGUGCUCUAAUGAACACGAUACUGGAUAAAAUGGGGGCCGGGGUCAGCUAGACUUAAUACAAAAGAAAGAGUAUAUGAUACUGUGUUAAAAACUGUGAUUCUGUAAUAGAGAAAUGAUCAUGCUUUCCUGGAUGCAUAGGGGCCAGCCAUUAGCUCUGAUUAGAAAUCUCUGUUAUAAGAAGCAUGACAUAGAAUAGCAUUCUCCUCUUCGUAACGAUCAACUUUCCAAGAUGUUUUCCUUGUCAAAUUGACAUAUUGUAUUGCAUACAGUACAACAAUUACACAGUACAAUUACACAAUAUAAUUGUACAAUUGUAAUGUUUCACAUUUUUUACCAUUUUAAUUCUCACAGUGUCAAAUUGAACCCUUUUGAUGAGGUUCGUUAUGUUGUUUCAAAUGCAUAUGAAAAUAAACACAACUGACUUUAAUCUAAAUGCCGAAUGGAAUAAAGUGAAUGUUAUGGUCUUUGACUGAAUAGCCGUUCAGUGUUGGACUAUAUCUUUGUGUCUUUAAAGAAUGUCAGUUAUCACUUAUUCUCUGUCACCCAUCAUGUGUGUAAACACAGUUGGAAAAAUAGCCAUGUUUGUUUAUUCUGACAGUGUAGAGAAUAUGAUUAGUCAAAGAUCUUGUGACCGUGGUGGUUUGAGGUUGCCAGAAUCUGUCUGCUAUAUAAGAAUAGUAAUUAGCUGUCUCCCAGUUCGGACUUGUAACAUUCCCUCUGCAUUAUAACUUCAUCAUGAUAUUACGGUACAUAUUUUAGGCAGCAAACACUGAUAAACAAAGAAUACAUCAUGUAACAGCACUAUGAACAGAUAUUGCAAUUUUAUUGCGAUUUUGUAAUUCUGGACAAAAUACAGCAAUGUGUUUAUACAUGAAAAGAAAGUGAAUGCCAUAAUGUUGCAUUUUUCAACACAACCAACACAUGCAUCACAUACGAAACCUGCAGGUUCUUUACAUAAAAUGAAAACAGCAUGCAAUAGUCUUCAGAGAAUGUGUCAUUGUUCGUCUUUAAAUUAACCGUCGUCCAAUGGAAACU
Messenger RNA from Oncorhynchus kisutch (coho salmon), 2527 nucleotides. RefSeq names its product actin-related protein 2-like. The record is from RefSeq and is a predicted model, not a curated record. The transcript is spliced from 9 exons. NCBI's taxonomy places the organism in Eukaryota, Metazoa, Chordata, Actinopteri, Salmoniformes, Salmonidae. The coding region runs from base 184 to 1368 and encodes 394 amino acids.